Messenger RNA from Paraglomus brasilianum, 1536 nucleotides. The record is from the annotation of a GenBank genome assembly. Lineage: Eukaryota; Fungi; Glomeromycota; Glomeromycetes; Paraglomerales; Paraglomeraceae.
AUGUCAUCAGACAGUGUUUCCUGGACUUUGUCUCUUCUGAAGAACUUGACAAGCUACUUAGAUGAUUCUACACAAGAUAGACUCGGCUUGCUGAUUGAAGAUAUCAAGAAAACAGUGAAUAGAUUACAGGAUGGCGACUUCAGAAUCGCAUUGGGUCGAGAAGACGCAUUUUGGAGUCGAACAACGAGAGUCUGGGAUUAUGCUUACGAACAAUUGCUCGUUCCGGAUAAUCCACAAGCAUUGCUUUUACUUUUGUGGUUGACGAGACUAUUUCGAAAUCUUGUCGCCGGUGUUAGCACCAAUCAAGAAAAAGCUGUAAAAUACGAAUGGCAUGCUAAAGUGCUAAAAACAUUGGAGUAUUGCUUAGAGAUCAUUGAGAGUAAAAAGACUAAUUACAGAGACGAUGCCAUGGCCUUUAUUAAUUCGAGUAUGCAGGCCUUAUCAAACACUAUAACUGGUCAUCCGGAACUACAGCAGCUUCUAUGGUCUGAUCUUAUGAGCAAAGACAUCGGAAAAGGGAUCUUAAACCGCGUUGCAACACAAGGGGACGAAGUAAGCCUGACUAAUUUAUUGAUACUGGUUUAUAAUCCUAUCCACGACAGUAAAGCGCGCAGUAAAAUUCUGGUUGAAUCCCCUACUGGGAUCGAUCUAUUAAAAUCCUUAUUAUGUAAGGCCGAGCUAUUACUUGCGGAUGAAAAUUCAAAAAGCUUUGAAAUGAUAUAUGCUAUUAUAUCCGAAUUGAUCGAUCUAGAUUUCUUUCCCAUUCUCUAUGAUAUGCCUUCCAUAUCCGCGAGAAGAGACCAGCCAAGCCGUCACCAAAUCGCUUUACUGAAAUUUCUCGACUCGAAAUUGCAUUCCUCAGAUCCGGGACAGACGCAACUUUCUCCGUCUUCAACAACACAUCUGGCUUACAUACUGCAGCAGUUAUCACCUCACAUCAUUAAUUCACUGAAAGAUGCAACAAAUGAUGAUCUGUCUGACCAAGCGAGAGAAAAUCAACCAGAAUUAAUGGAGAACAGAUCAAUGCUGUAUACAGCAUUGAUAUUGCUCUUGCAAUGUUUUGGAAAGUUAAGUCAGAGUGAAGAUGAAAAUACUCGAGCGAGUUUGUUUUCUGGGGGUGUUGUAGCUGUUUGCAUAUCUUUAUUACAUCAAGCUGAAGAGACAAUUCCACGUAUAACCAAACCAACCAAUGCAAACUCCGUGCAACAGGAUUCUGUAGAGUUUGCUAACAUUAAACGAGAUCUUGUUAACGUAAUUGGUAACAUGUCAUACAAGAAUCGACGUGUGCAAGACGAAGUUCGCAGCCUAGGUGGUGUUCCUGCAAUAUUGAACCAAUGCAAUAUUGAUGAUGCUAACCCUUUCAUCCGUGAAUACGCUAUAUUUGCUAUUCGCAAUCUUCUGGAUAAUAAUCUCGAGAACCAAAAGCUCAUCGAGCAAUUGGCUCCUAGAGAGGUAUUGCAACAUCCUGCCGUAAGCGAUAUAGGCUUAAGAACAGAGUUAAGUGAUGACGGAAGAGUUCACUUUAGACGUUUGUGA